Amblyraja radiata (thorny skate) is the source of this 3574-nucleotide messenger RNA. It is a transcript of the gene dync2i1, whose product is annotated as dynein 2 intermediate chain 1. The record is from RefSeq and is a predicted model, not a curated record. The coding region runs from base 110 to 3427 and encodes 1105 amino acids. Gene Ontology annotation, molecular function: dynein heavy chain binding; dynein light chain binding. Lineage: Eukaryota; Metazoa; Chordata; Chondrichthyes; Rajiformes; Rajidae. The transcript has 26 exons. Gene Ontology annotation, cellular component: cytoplasmic dynein complex. Gene Ontology annotation, biological process: intraciliary transport.
CGCAUGCGCCCUUUGAACCGAGCAAAUCCUCGACCUCACCAAGAUGGCGGCCGCCCGGUAACCAGGGAGCCGCGUUGGCGCCUUAGUAACGCGGGCCGCGGCUCGCACCAUGAAGCCGAGCAAGGGGAAAACCAAAGAAGAUACCUGGAAAACAGAGGAAUUGCUCAAGCAUAUUAAAGCUGCCCAUGGAGAUCAUCCAGAUGACAGUGAGAAAAAGAGCAAAGCAAAGAAAAAACAUAAGGAGGAGGAAGAGUCUGAAGAGCGUUUACAUAGGCAACGGGACCGAGAUAGACAAAGGGAUAGUGAUAGACAAAGAGAUCGAGAUAAUGACAAAGUGAGAAGCAAAGCAAAGGAGAGUGAUGGAGACCGUAAUAAAGACCUGGAACAUGAAAAAGUGCACAAAAAAGUUAAGAAUGAAGAAAGAGAUAAAGACCGAGGAAAGAAAAAAGAAAAAGAAAGUGAGAAACGGAAAGUCAGGGAUAGAGACAAAGAGUCAGGCCACAAAGUUCGUGAUGAAGUUGGAUGUGAUUUUAACCUAGAGAGUUCUGCAAAGCGGGGACAUGAAUCUGAGAAGCACAGAGAUAAAGAAAGAGAUAGGAGAAAAGAACAAGAAAAACACCGAGAAUUUGGGAAAGAAAUUGAUGGGAUUGGUGACCAGCGACUGAGCCAUCGGCAGAAGAAGGAGAAAGGGAGUUUGGAAUUGUCGAAAGAUGAAGAAAAGGAAAGAAAACACCGUGAACGAAAAGAAAAGGAAGGGAAAAACACUGAAAGUAAUGAAGAAGGCAAAGAGAAGAAAAGAAGAUCUUCUGAUUUAAAAGAUGAUGAUUCCGAGUGCCGACACAAGGAGCGUAAGGAGCAUGGACUUCGUGAUAUACAUCGUGAAAAGAAGCAUAGGGACAAACAUGAGUCUGGUCUGGAGGCCAAGGGUGAGGACGUGGAAAGGAAACAGAGAGAGAGAAAAGUCAAAGAAUCCAAAGAAGAUAAGAGAAAGCAUCAAAAUAAAGAUUUUAAAGAUCCUGUUAGGGAGCGGGAACACAAGGAGAAAGAAAAAAAAGAUUUGGAAAGAAGGGAAGAUCGAGAGCGAAAAUACAAACAUAAGAAGGGGAGGGAAGAGCACGGAAAACAAGGAGAAACUAAUAAGGAACAGUCUGGCAGGAAGAAAAGGGAACAGAGGCAUCUGCCUGAAUUUACAGAUGAAAGCAAAUUAAAAGGGAUUUCAGUGGAUCAAGAAAAACUUGCAGGAACUCUCUCAGAAGAGAGUACAGGUAGACUUCAAUCAACAUGGCGGUCCAGUCAGGUCGCAAUGAGUGAUGAUGAUCUGGUUGAAGGAGAGGAAAUUGUAAUGGAAAACAAACCCACUUUUGAAUCAUCAAACUACGAAGAUGACUUUGAGGACUAUGAUGAUGACUUUGAGUCAGGUGAAUGCGAAGUGGAGGAGGAAAGGGAAGAUGAGGAAAAAAAACAAGAAAAAGAGGAAAUGCCACCACGGCAGCGAGCUGAGAUUGAAGCAAUUCAAAAAGCCAUUACUGCAGAAAAUGAAAAGAUCAGCGCAACAUGGGUUAGAAGCAAUCAAAAAACAUACAAGGAAGAACCCAAAAAAGAUUUAGAAGCAUCACAAUCUAGAGGACCUGUACGUGGAACAUACAUUGAUUUUGUGGCAGCAAAGCAGAGGGAGAUCAACUCGAAGGUGGCCUGUAAACAAAAAAAGCGCAGUGUUGAGCUGCUCAGACUGAUUGACUUGGAUUUCUCAGUUAGCUUUUCAAUGCUUGAUAUGCCUCCAUUGAAUGAGUAUGAUGUGUACAUCAAAAGCUUUGGGCGAAGAAACACUAAGCAGGCCUUUGUGCAGAGCAAUGAAGAUGAUGUGGACAGAGACAUUCAAACAGAUGAGAUUGAAACAGUUGACAAAUGGACACAACAUCCUGGAGAGGGUAUCCUGGUGUGUGGCGGACUUCCCAAACCCGGAGAAAAUAUUGAUACCUUUUCCUCGGAAACAUUGAUUAAGAAUAUUGACUCUCGAAGGCUGACCAACUUCCUAAGAUCUGCUUGCCAGGUAAUUGCUGUGUUGCUUGAAGAAGAUCAAGCAGAGGACCAAGCCAGCAAGAAUAUUCAGUCAAAAGCAACCAGUUUUUCUGUCAGUGAUGGAUGCUCUCAGUUGAACACAACGUUGCCUUUUUUACAUGGUCGUGAAGUGUUAUACUUACAUUUCUCACGAGUGCAAAGACAAAUACUGCUUUCAGUGCACAGCCUUCCUAAAGAGCCUGGCUUGGUCCAGGUUGCCAGCUAUUACAUAAUAUGUGUUUGGAAUAUCUGGGAGGCAUCGUUUCCUCAGAAAGUCCUCAUCUGUGAAUCCGAGGUGCAAUGUUGUUGCUUUGGCCCAGGUAACGUAUCAUCUGUGUUUGCUGGAACGAUGGAUGGUUCAAUACUGGCUUGGGAUCUACAUGAAUGCUCCAUUAUACACCAAAAUCUUCAGAUUGGAGGGCAGGAAUGGACACUUAGGUUACCAACAUACACUACUGAUGGGAUUCUGACAGCAGUAAAUCACUCGUCUGCAGUGAAGGCUAUUGAUCCAGUGUCAUCUGCUUCCUAUGAUAAUUGUAUUGGGCUUUCACUCUUGACAUCCCAACAAGGAAGUUCUGGACUAUCAUUUCAGCUGGCAUCACUUGAUGAAAGUGGUUUGCUUAACCUGUGGGUUGUGGUUGAACUCCAAAAGGCAGACCUUGCUGGUUCUCUGACUGAUUUAGGACUGAUUCCUGGUGGAAAGAUGAAGUUGAUCCACAGCUCUUCUAUUGAUGUAACCAGCUUUUUCCCAAAAAAUCUGAUGCAGCUGGGAUGUCCUCGGACCCUGAGUAUCAAGUUUCUGCCAUCAGAUCGUAAUCAUUUCUUUAUUGGAACAGAUAUUGGUCUUGUGAGCCACGGUACACGUCAUGGCUUGCAAGCAACUCCUAGACUGUACAGACCUCAGUCAAGUGAUGCCAGACCUAUUCAAGUCACUUGUAUUGACUUCUGUAAUUUUGAAAAAACAUUGUUCUUGGUUGGGUGUUCAGAUGGAACGAUUAGACUGCACUCGGUGACAAAUGAGUGGCCCAUUUUACAGUGGAAUGAAAGUACAAAGGGCAGUCCAAUCCGGAGCGUGCUGUGGGCAUUAACACGGCCUGGCAUGUUUUUUGUCCUCGACGCGGAAUCGCAUGUAUAUGUGUGGGACUUAAUGCAAGAUGUUUCCAAACCGGUUGUAGAGGAGAGUCUUCAGUCCGAUAGGAUUACAACCAUGGCCAUUCUAGGUGAUCCAGAGAAACCAAAUCUGUCUUCAGGCCUGAUGUUGGCAAAGCAAUCUGGAGCAAUUGAGAUGCAGUACCUACAGAAGAGGUGGUCAGAACCUCAUCUCAAUGAACUAGAGACUUUGCAAUAUAUUUUGCAAAAAAAUGUGUAGAAUUGUGUACAGACCAUAUCAUUGAACUGUAAGAAUGUCCACAGACGGUUUGUAAAUGUGCAAAUUAUUAUAGAUUUUUGUAAAAGUUAUUUAUAAAUUUUCAUUAUAGCAAAUAUUGAACAAGUCUAUAAAGAACUUAUAACACAA